This is a messenger RNA of Leptopilina heterotoma, 1561 nucleotides long. Its product is annotated as low affinity immunoglobulin epsilon Fc receptor-like. The coding region runs from base 647 to 1480 and encodes 277 amino acids. Gene Ontology annotation, cellular component: external side of plasma membrane. The record is from RefSeq and is a predicted model, not a curated record. Gene Ontology annotation, biological process: biological process involved in interspecies interaction between organisms. NCBI's taxonomy places the organism in Eukaryota, Metazoa, Arthropoda, Insecta, Hymenoptera, Figitidae. The transcript has 7 exons. Gene Ontology annotation, molecular function: carbohydrate binding.
CCUCUCCAAGUUAGUCAGUAGUUGCCAGUGAACGUUCUCGAGUGCUGACUACCGAUUAUCGUCUACCGAUCGUGUCACGUGCUUUGAUUAAUUUUGUAUUCGUCUCUCGUCUUCUUUCUCUCCUCUUGUUCUUUAAAAUUCAAUUAUUCCCUACAGCAUCAAUUUAAAGGAGCGAGAGAAAAAAAAUUUUCCACAAACUUUCCUUUUUUCGCAAAAAAAAAAAAAAAAAAAAAAAUAUAUCUUUACCCAAAAAACAGGAAAAAAAAAUCCCAAAGACUUGAUUAAAUAUUAUUUGAACCAAUUUUUAGUGGUUUUUUUUCACAAAUAAUAACGGUGAAGGAAAAAUUGAUAGUGCUGGGAAUUAAUGGAUAUUUUUAUGCCAUGUAGAUAACAUUGUCAGUCGUUAACCAACGUUUUCAAAAGAGUGAAUUCUAGUGGAAACGAUCUUCAAUUAAAAUAGAAAAAAAAGGAAAGGAAAAGAAAAGAAAAAAGGAAAAUCGAACACGAAAGAAGUGAAUCAGAACGUGCUGAAUGUGUAUAGUGAAAUGUUUUUUGUCUUUAUUUUCUAAGAAAGAAGAAUAAGGAUAGUGAGGAGGGAAACUAAGGGAGAUAUCGAAAGGAGUUGAGGAAAGUUUAAACAAGAAAAAUGGAUAAGUACUACCUCACAGUUGGAAUGGGACUACUCUGUCUUUGCAGUGGAGUAUUGCCACAAUUCAGGGAGAAAAAUAUCAGCGCGGAGACCGAUGCAGUUCAGGCCCUAUUGGCGCGUUAUCUGCAACGACGUCUUCAGGGUUCACAAUUUUCCACACCCCCACCGCCGGCCGUUCUCUUCAGUACAAAUCAUCAACAACGCUUGCGAACAGCGCCACAAAAAUUUCUCAAUUCUCAAGAAAAUAAUGACGAUCUCUCGAAAGAACAUCGAGAUCGUAGGGACGAUUACGACGAUUAUGAGGAUGAUCUUCAGGGCUUUGAAGACAGUGCCAAAAGUAGAACCAGAAUCGAUCUUCUAGCCGAUGAGUGUCCAAAUUGUGUGGAUGAGAAUGUGGGUAACUUGGCAGUUUCGAGAUGGACGAUGCCGCUUUUGAAACUAGGCGAGAAACGAUAUUACCUGGGGAUCUUCUUCAAGGCCAAUUGGUACAGAGCAUCACAAUACUGUCGCUAUCAUGGAAUGCAUUUGGCGAGUAUUUCCUCUCAGGAAGAAAAUGACAGGUUAGAGAAGCACAUAAAAGAUUUUGGACUCGCUAAUGAACAUUUUUGGACAUCCGGUACCGAUCAGGGUGAGGAGGGAAUUUUCUUCUGGAUGGCGAACGGUCGACCAAUAACAUUCGAAAAUUGGAACGUUGGCGAACCCAAUAACUUCCGGUACGAGAAUGGUGAGGAGGAGCACUGUUUGGAAUUAUGGAACAGGGAUGGAAAAGGUUUAAAAUGGAAUGACAGUCCUUGCAGUUUUGAAACAUAUUUUGUUUGCGAAGUUCAGUGAAUGUGAUUUUGAGAAAAAAAAAAGAAUGAAAACAAAAAACUAAAUAUACGCUCAAACUAAAUCAAAGAAUGUUUUGCGAAA